Molecule: messenger RNA, 399 nt
Organism: Trichoderma aggressivum f. europaeum
Lineage: Eukaryota; Fungi; Ascomycota; Sordariomycetes; Hypocreales; Hypocreaceae
Exons: 2
Coding region: 1-399 (132 amino acids)
Source: RefSeq, a predicted model, not a curated record
AUGCAGUUUGUCGGCAGAUACGCCGCGCUGGACUUGGGCGGCUCUUUCGGUCGCUCGGCACUAUGGCGCGAAAUCCUACAGCCUCCUCUGUUGUUGGCAUGGGGGUACGACGCUGCAAUCCAUGGCAGCCUCACGUCUUCAACUGGAAGACGCACUCUAGAGACCAAACAAACCGCCUGGUUCGGAGCGUAUUCGACAGGCCAAGAGCCGUACAGCAUCCCGGCCAAAGACAAAUUAUCGGGCGUCUUUUCCUCUCCCUUCCUCCAAGAUAACCUGCGCCGCAAACAAGACCCAUCCUUGGCCUUCUACGGUAUCCAUCCUUUGAACCCACGCUCCAUAGCAGCAACCUAUUGGGAAAUCGCAACAGCAACGAAUUGGGAAAACGGAGCCGCCAAGUGA